Molecule: messenger RNA, 1407 nt
Organism: Mangifera indica (mango)
Lineage: Eukaryota; Viridiplantae; Streptophyta; Magnoliopsida; Sapindales; Anacardiaceae
Product: probable LL-diaminopimelate aminotransferase, chloroplastic
Exons: 11
Coding region: 1-1383 (460 amino acids)
Biological process (GO): systemic acquired resistance, salicylic acid mediated signaling pathway; L-pipecolic acid biosynthetic process
Cellular component (GO): chloroplast
Molecular function (GO): L-lysine:pyruvate alpha-transaminase activity; pyridoxal phosphate binding
Source: RefSeq, a predicted model, not a curated record
AUGUGUGCACGAUCGAAAACAUUGCAGGAAAGCAAAAGCUUGAAACGAUUUAUAUAUUACUCUACAAUGUCAUCUUCACGCAUUUGCAUACCACAUGCAAAUAUUUUACAGCCUAAAAAAAAUUGGAACAGUUCAAAGUCCAACAAUGGAUGGAAACCUGGUCAUUUCACAGAAGUCCCACGUAAUGCCAAUAUGGAGAGCCUACGCACUAGAUAUCUGUUUCCUGAGCUAUUAAUACAUGAGACUGAACACGCCCGGAAGUAUCCCAAUGCAAGACUUAUAAGGCUCGGUAUUGGUGACACUACGGAGCCUAUACCUGAAAUCAUAACAUCUUCAAUGGCUGAGCAUGCACUUGCUCUAUCAACAGUUCAGGGCUACAAAGGGAAUGGAGCUGAGCAAGGCAACAUGCCAUUAAGAAUGGCAAUUGCUGAAAUACUUUAUAAAGACAUGGGCAUAAAAGCUGAAGAAAUAUUUGUCUCAGAUGGUGCACAGUGUGACAUUUCUCGCCUACAGAUGCUUCUGGGAUCCAAUGUAACAGUGGCUGUUCAGGACCCAAUUUUUCCAGCAUAUAUAGAUUCUAGCGUUAUUGUUGGUCAGGCUGGCAAGUUCCAACAAGAAACUGGGAAAUACAGGAAAAUUACCUACAUGAAAUGUGGGCCUGAGAACAAUUUUUUUCCGGAUUUAUCAACAAAUCCACGGACAGAUAUAAUUUUCUUCUGUUCUCCAAACAAUCCAACGGGCCAUGCUGCAUCUUGGCAGCAACUAAAACAACUAGUGGAGUUUGCAAAGGCAAAUGGAUCAAUAAUAAUUUAUGACUCCGCAUAUUCUGCUUAUAUAACAGACUCAAGCCCCAGAUCAAUCUUUGAAAUUCCUGGAGCAAGAGAGGUAGCCAUUGAAAUUUCGUCCUUCUCCAAAUUCGCCGGUUUCACAGGUGUCCGCCUUGGUUGGACAGUGGUCCCUGAAGAGCUUUGUUACUCUAAUGGAUAUCCAGUCAUAAAGGACUUCGACCGCAUUGUGUGCACUUGCUUCAAUGGUGCUUCAAAUAUUUCACAGGCGGGAGGGCUAGCCUGCCUUUCUCCAGACGGUUACCAGGCUUUGAUCAGUGUAGUUGACUACUACAAGGACAACGCCAGGAUAAUCGUUGAUGCAUUUGAAUCACUUGGGUUGAAGGUUUACGGCGGGAAGAACGCACCUUACGUAUGGGUGCAUUUUCCAGGCAUGAGUUCUUGGGAUGUAUUUGCAGAAAUUCUUGAGAAAACCCACAUUGUCACUGUUCCGGGAAGCGGAUUCGGCCCUGGCGGCGAAGAAUACAUCAGAGUCAGUUCAUUUGGACAUAAACAAAGCAUACUAGAAGCUUCCACCAGGCUCAAAAUUUUGUUGUAGAUGCUGAUGUAUGAGUCUGAAUAA